This is a messenger RNA of Tachyglossus aculeatus (Australian echidna), 2063 nucleotides long. It is a transcript of the gene GLYR1, whose product is annotated as glyoxylate reductase 1 homolog. Bases 35 to 1699 code for a protein of 554 amino acids. The record is from RefSeq and is a predicted model, not a curated record. Gene Ontology annotation, molecular function: NADP binding; NAD binding; oxidoreductase activity, acting on the CH-OH group of donors, NAD or NADP as acceptor. The transcript is spliced from 16 exons. NCBI's taxonomy places the organism in Eukaryota, Metazoa, Chordata, Mammalia, Monotremata, Tachyglossidae.
CGGCCCCCGCGCCGCUCCUGGCUGGGCGGCUAAGAUGGCGACGGGGACGCUGCGGCUCGGCGACUUGGUGUGGGGGAAGCUGGGACGGUACCCGCCGUGGCCAGGAAAGAUUGUUAAUCCCCCCAAAGACCUCAAGAAACCCCGUGGGAAGAAGUGCUUCUUUGUGAAGUUUUUCGGAACCGAAGAUCAUGCUUGGAUCAAGGUGGAGCAGCUGAAGCCCUAUCAUCCCCACAAGGAGGAGAUGAUCAAGAUCAACAAGGGCAAGCGUUUCCAGCAGGCCGUGGAUGCUGUGGAGGAGUUCCUACGGAAAGCCAAGGGCAAAGACCAGGCAUCGUCUCACAGCUCCGCCGAGGAGAAGAACCGUCACGGAUCGAGCGAGGACAGGAGCAGGCCGGCCACGGGCGACGAGAAGCGCCGGGCCGGCACAGCCGAGGGCAAGGUGAAGAAGAGCCCGGGGGAGGGGAAGCGGAGGGUCUCGUCGGGCUCCUCGGAGCGGGGGUCCCGGUCCCCCCUGAAGCGGUCCCAGGAGCAGAGCCCCCGGAAGCGAGGCCGGCCUCCGAAGGACGAGAAGGAUCUCACAAUCCCCGAGUCCAGCACGGUGAAGGGGCUAGUGGCUGGGAGCGUGGCUGGGUUUAAAUGGCCCCCCAGCGUCGUCAGUGAGCCCGGGAAAGGCAGCGACCCCCACUUCCAUCACUUCCUGCUCAGCCAGACCGAGAAGCCGGCGGUCUGCUACCAGGCAAUCACCAAGAAACUCAAAGUAUGUGAAGAGGAGACGGGCUCCACUUCCAUCCAGGCAGCGGACAGCACCGCCGUCAACGGCAGCAUCACCCCCACCGACAAAAAGAUAGGAUUUUUGGGCCUGGGCCUCAUGGGGAGUGGCAUCGUCUCCAACUUGCUAAAGAUGGGCCACACGGUGACCGUCUGGAGUCGGACUGCCGAGAAAUGUGAUUUGUUCAUCCAGGAGGGGGCCCGUCUGGGCCGAACCCCCGCCGAGGUGGUCUCCACCUGUGACAUCACCUUCGCCUGCGUGUCGGACCCAAAGGCGGCCAAGGACCUGGUGCUGGGCCCCAGCGGGGUGCUGCAGGGAAUCCGCCCAGGCAAGUGCUACGUGGACAUGUCCACCGUGGACGCCGACACCGUCACAGAGUUGGCUCAGGUGAUCGUGUCCAGGGGGGGCCGCUUCCUGGAAGCUCCUGUGUCUGGAAACCAGCAGCUAUCCAACGACGGCCUGCUGGUCAUCCUCGCGGCCGGGGACAGGGGCCUCUACGAGGACUGUAGUAGCUGCUUCCAAGCCAUGGGCAAGACCUCCUUCUUCCUAGGCGAGGUCGGCAACGCCGCCAAGAUGAUGCUGAUCGUCAACAUGGUCCAGGGGAGCUACAUGGCCACCAUCGCGGAAGGGCUCACCUUGGCCCAGGUGACGGGCCAGUCCCAGCAGACGCUGCUCGACAUCCUCAACCAGGGCCAGCUCGCCAGCAUCUUCCUGGACCAGAAGUGCCAAAACAUCCUGCAAGGAAACUUCAAGCCUGACUUCUACCUGAAAUACAUCCAGAAGGACCUGCGGCUAGCCAUCGCGCUCGGUGACUCAGUCAACCACCCCACACCUAUGGCUGCCGCCGCCAAUGAGGUGUACAAGCGGGCCAAGGCACUGGACCAGUCUGACAAUGACAUGUCGGCCGUGUACCGGGCCUACAUCCACUGAGCUCGGGCUCUGCCGUCUGGUCCUGACUCUGCCGUCACGAUCGGGACCCCGGGCCCAGACUCGUCCAUCCGUCCCCCCCCUCCCCUUUUAUACACACAGACUCUGACGCGGCCCCCAGCGUUGCAGCCGGCUUAGCGUGCGGGGAAAUAGAGGCGCGGUGGGGAGUCCUUUGGGCUCCCCGCUGGGCUUGGCUCUCCUGCUCCUCUCCCUCCUGAGUGUUUCUCCGUGCUGAGGAUUGGGGACUGGCACCGUCCCACCCUGGGGAAAGGGUCUCAUCGAGGCUGGGGCUGUCCUGGGGGGCGGGAUUGGGGAAGUCUUCCUUUGCCUCACUGCUCGCCAGACCGGCAGCGGGGGGGAGAGAGGG